AUGUCAUCCCUUGAGUUUGUUCACCAUCCCAGGACUCCAACGUUGCGAAUAUUCAGUAUCAGAGAGCCUCAGAUGCAAACGGAUGACCGUCCCAGUCAGACUGAGGUCCGCGACAUCGCACGGCCGUAUCGCUCCGAGGCCGCAGAUGCGUAUCAGAUAUUCGUCAGACAUUGGCCUCGUGUUGUGGCCGCUUCUCCCUACCUUGGUCGUCGAGCGCAGAGCGCAGCGCGCACCUCAUACCUGAUAAGCGACCUCCCAUCAGCGUCGAAGCUGUUGACGGACCCUGACGUGCAAGAGGAAAAAACACCCGCAGAAGACCUCGAGACCCUGGUCUUUGUCACACGCUGCUUUGCAGGCCCGCAAGAGGACAGUCGUGUCAUUAUCAAGUGGUGUUGUUAUUCUCUUCAAAGAUCUACCGAGCCAAGCUACCCGGUGGAACUUAUUGAAGGGAAGGCUUCUCUAUUGGCGUGUGAGGCGCAAAUAACAUGCCGCUUACGCAUGUAUAUCGGCGCGUGGCGCGCGGCGCCCCGCCUUCACAAAUAUGUCAGGCCGGGUACCGUCACAUCUGAACCAUCGGACAACAGCAUCCGUGCUGAGUUGCUACCGGGAGGUGUGAACUAG
Molecule: messenger RNA, 621 nt
Organism: Postia placenta MAD-698-R-SB12
Lineage: Eukaryota; Fungi; Basidiomycota; Agaricomycetes; Polyporales; Adustoporiaceae
Exons: 5
Coding region: 1-621 (206 amino acids)
Source: RefSeq, a predicted model, not a curated record